CCAUCUUCCUGUCCGCAUCACAUUCACCUGCGGUCGGUGUCCUCCUCCUGCCGUCUGCGUCGCACUUCUCCCUUCGCAUCAUCCUGCACUCCUUUGCAUCGCCCACAUUCACCAUGGUCAAGCUCCUCUCUGCCUUUGCUCUCGUCCUGGCCUCGGCCGUCUCGACCUUCGCCUAUCCCACCGGCGCCGGCACCUGCGACGCCGAUGCCACCACCAUCCAUAUGGGCAUGGGCUUCACCCAGAGCCCCUCGGGCUUCAGUCUCUCGGCCUCCUCGGGCCAAUACACCCCUGGUUCGCCCAUCACCAUCACCGUCCAGGGCAGCGGUACCUUCAAGGGUGUGCUGCUCUAUGCCACCCUCGAUGAUGGCACCACCCGUGUCGGCACCUGGCAGAUCGGCAGCGGCUUCCGCUCCAUGCCCGAGUGCACUGGCAGCGAUCCCACUGCAUGGCUGACCCAUUCCACCGCCGAUAUCAAGAACGCCGGCACUACCUUCACCUGGAACCCGCCUGCGUCUGUCAGCGGCAACAUCCACUUCCAGGGCGCCAUCGUCCCGGGCAUGCCCAACUUUGACAUCUUUACCUCAAUCGUUCUCACCCCCGCUGCUGCUCCGGCCCCUGCCUCUGCCCCUGCCGGAGCUUCUUCGGCUGCCAGCUCUGGUGUUGCCCCCAUUGCCACCUCGGCCGGUGCCCCUACAUCCGCUGCCUCGGCAGCUCUGACUACCUCUGCAACUCUGCCCACUGCCUCUGCCAACUCGUCGUCUGUUCAGGUUUCAAGUAAGAUAUUUCUUUGACGCGGCUGGGUCUGGCAAAUUGGCUUGGAAAGACGGCAUCGAUAAUCGGCGCCCUCGUGCGAUGCGGUGCGAUGUGCCCAGAACAUGCCUGG
Messenger RNA from Polychytrium aggregatum, 883 nucleotides. RefSeq lists its product as uncharacterized. The record is from RefSeq and is a predicted model, not a curated record. Lineage: Eukaryota; Fungi; Chytridiomycota; Chytridiomycetes; Polychytriales. Gene Ontology annotation, molecular function: oxidoreductase activity, acting on metal ions. The transcript has a single exon. The coding region runs from base 114 to 791 and encodes 225 amino acids.